Tuber melanosporum (Perigord truffle) is the source of this 186-nucleotide messenger RNA. RefSeq lists its product as uncharacterized. The record is from RefSeq and is a predicted model, not a curated record. Bases 1 to 102 code for a protein of 33 amino acids. The transcript has a single exon. NCBI's taxonomy places the organism in Eukaryota, Fungi, Ascomycota, Pezizomycetes, Pezizales, Tuberaceae.
AUGUCUGAUAUUCCAAUAACUUUAUCCCCUCCACCACCACCUCCCCACAAUCUUGUUUCUGCGCGCGCUCGCGUGCAUAUUGAAUGGGGCGGAGUAAGAUAGUGUAACCAUAUCAUAUUUUUUUUUGUUGGCCGCAAUGUAUGCGAGCACACAAUAGGGCUAAGCCACUUAGCGCUAGUGCGAUCA